CGAGCGUCACCUCAUUUGCAUUAGGCGGGUCUUAGCAGGUUUAUCUGCUCGUCCAAUGAAAGUAAAAGCCGUUGAUCAAAACAGUCGCUUUUGAGAGUGUUGCCAGUAUUUGUCUGUUUUUCCCCGUUUCUCUUCAGGCUGGGCUUAGCGUGCUCCCACAUUUCGAGCUGGGUGCCUCAGCUGAUUGACUUAUUGACACACAGUCAGUUAGCUUAGUCUAACCAGAGUCAGAAGGCGUCAGAAAGGGCUACUGCGUACAAUCGGUAAGUAUGGUGGAGGUUUUCUCGGGCCGAGCACUUAUAAACAAAGAAGGCGACCUCGUCGACCCAGAACAGGCUCUCCGGAACAAAGUUGUGGGGCUGUAUUUUUCCGCCGGGUGGUGUCCACCCUGCCGGGACUUCACCCCGGUGCUGUGUGAUUUUUACACCGAGCUGGUGGAGGAGAGCGACCCUCCGGCACAGCUCGAGAUAGUUUUUAUAUCCUCUGACAAGUCCACAGAAGACAUGGUGGAGUAUUACCACGACAUGCACGGAGACUGGCUCGCCCUGCCCUGGACCGACCAGUACAAACAUGAGCUCAAGAAGAGGUACAACAUCACUGCCGUCCCCAAGCUGGUGAUAGUGAAAGAGAACGGACAGGUCAUCACAGACAAAGGCCGGAAGCAGAUCCGAGACCAAGGCCUGGCCUGUUUCGGGAACUGGCUGGAGGUGGCUGAAAUCUUCCAGAACUUUAAAUGCUGAUGUCUGGCAAGAGCACUUGCUUGCGCCAUGCCACAGGUCCAAAGGGCUAGCGAAAAACUGUGAAUUUUGCAUCAAGCACUUUGAGAGGAGAUCUGGACACUUGCUAUGCCACCGUAGCCAUAAGCUUUAAGAAGGCCUUAUAUCAGGAGGCCGACAAACUUGAGAAGAAUGAGAAAAAAUGCUUUUGCUACUUCUGAAAAAUGAUAUUAUUUGCACUGCUGUUUUUGUAUUAGUGUUUUUCUCUAUUUUAGGACAAAAGAUCAAUGUGCUGCUACGUUUCUUGGGGACUUGCAGCUGUUGUUUUUAUGCAUAGCAUUGUCAUGGUGCUACCGAGUCAUUUAGCGUCCCCAGCGUUUCAUUAAAGCACUGUGAUAUA
Messenger RNA from Colossoma macropomum (tambaqui), 1116 nucleotides. It is a transcript of the gene nxnl2, whose product is annotated as nucleoredoxin like 2. NCBI's taxonomy places the organism in Eukaryota, Metazoa, Chordata, Actinopteri, Characiformes, Serrasalmidae. Bases 270 to 740 code for a protein of 156 amino acids. Gene Ontology annotation, biological process: photoreceptor cell maintenance; sensory perception. The transcript has 2 exons. The record is from RefSeq and is a predicted model, not a curated record.